AUGUUGACAGCUCUCGUCGUUCUCCGCCAACACUCCCUCCCCCUCUUCCCAACAAACCUCGACCCCUUAACCCUAACUUUCUACUUGGCAAUCCUUCUCCUCACCACAACCUUCGAAGCCUGCGUGGCCUUCCUCAUUAUAAUCUGCAUCAUCGCCUUCAUCAACUACACGUACAAAAUCAUCAACGGCCGAGACAUCUUCGUCACGAUGGAGACAUCGCUCGAGGGGCGCGGCCGGACACGUGCGCUGGCAGCCGUUGUGGGGAUAGCCAAGUUCUUCUCGUUCUCGUCAGACGAAGAGAAGGCGUACCUGCAGCAGAAGCGGUUCCUAGUGGCGGAGACGGAGCGGCUGCGGCGGCGGGAGGAGGAGGUGACCGGGGCAUUGGCGGGGUCUGUGGCGGGGUGGGAGCGGGAGGAUUUGGAGGGGGAGCGGAGGGAGAUUCCUGGGAAGCGGAGGGAGCUGGACGCAAAGAUGCGGGAAUUGGACUUCUCGAUGCCGGAGGGGCCGUGGAUGCGGGAGUAUGAGCGGGAGGGGCGUGAAGAGGAGGCUGUCAAGACGAAGUUGUAG
This is a messenger RNA of Penicillium macrosclerotiorum, 567 nucleotides long. RefSeq lists its product as uncharacterized. The transcript has a single exon. The record is from RefSeq and is a predicted model, not a curated record. The coding region runs from base 1 to 567 and encodes 188 amino acids. NCBI's taxonomy places the organism in Eukaryota, Fungi, Ascomycota, Eurotiomycetes, Eurotiales, Aspergillaceae.